Messenger RNA from Emys orbicularis (European pond turtle), 789 nucleotides. RefSeq names its product calbindin 1 (gene CALB1). The coding region runs from base 1 to 789 and encodes 262 amino acids. Lineage: Eukaryota; Metazoa; Chordata; Testudines; Emydidae. The record is from RefSeq and is a predicted model, not a curated record. The transcript is spliced from 11 exons. Gene Ontology annotation, cellular component: dendrite; synapse; dendritic spine. Gene Ontology annotation, biological process: regulation of long-term synaptic potentiation; regulation of presynaptic cytosolic calcium ion concentration. Gene Ontology annotation, molecular function: calcium ion binding.
AUGGCCGCGGAGACUCACCUGCAAGGAGUCGAGAUCUCAGCCGCGCAGUUUUUCGAGAUCUGGAAUCACUACGACUCUGAUGGCAAUGGGUACCUGGAUGGGAAAGAGCUGCUGAACUUCAUCCAGGAACUUCAGCAGGCACGAAAGAAGGCAGGAUUGGACUUAACACCUGAAAUGAAAGCUUUUGUGGACCAGUACGGGAAAAGUACUGAUGGAAAAAUAGGAAUAGUAGAGCUUGCUCAGGUAUUACCAACAGAAGAGAACUUCCUAUUGUUCUUUAGGUGUCAGCAGCUAAAGUCAAGUGAAGAUUUCAUGCAGACCUGGCGAAAAUAUGACACUGACCAUAGUGGCUACAUUGAGACUGAAGAACUUAAGAGUUUUUUGAAAGAUUUACUACAGAAAGCAAAUAAGCAGAUUGAUGAUUCCAAGCUAACAGAAUACACCGAAAUAAUGCUGAAAAUGUUUGAUUCAAACAAUGAUGGAAAGCUGGAACUUACUGAAAUGGCCAGUUUACUACCAGUGCAGGAAAACUUUCUUCUUCAAUUUAAGAGUGUCAAAAUGUGUGGGAAAGAGUUCAAUAAAGCUUUUAAGCUGUAUGAUCAAGAUGGCAAUGGAUACAUAGAUGAAAAUGAAUUAGAUGCAUUGCUGAAAGAUCUGUGUGAAAAGAACAAAAAGGACUUAGACAUUAACAACCUGGCAACAUACAAGAAAAACAUCAUGGCCUUGUCUGAUGGAGGAAAGCUUUACCGAACAGACCUUGCUCUUAUUCUUUCUGCCGAGCAGGAUUAG